GAACUCUGCCCCAAUAACAAACGAAACGAACGAAGGCAAGAAGGCAAGGAUCUAAUUUAACGUUCUUGUUCUUAGGAAACUCGUAAAAAAAAAGGACUCACGAAUUACUAGCUGAAGUUCAAAACACGAAAAACUCAGUGAAAAUUGGCCUUCCUCCUGCACUGCCGUACCUAUAGUUUUCUGUAGAUUCCGUUUCAUUUACGGAUUGCAGUCUUUUUCACUGGCACUGGCUCUGGCAUUGGCCAUUCAUUGAACGUAAUCAUUGUUGCCCCCUUUGACAGGAUUGUUGAAUUACAGAAACAAUGUCCGCCUCAACCUGCAGAAAUUUCAGCAAAGCGGUCUCCUUCUUGGCUAGAUGGCACAGUUCCUCCCGAGCAGUGUCUGACCUGUCUUUCAAAAGGCAUAUUUCAACCUCUCAGCAAGUGCUGAAGAACAACGUUUUGUACACUGCUGUGUGUGUGGAGAGAUGUCCUGUGAUUACUGCGGAAAAAACCAAGCUAGAGCAAGAAUUUUCAGACCUCAUGUCCACAAUUGAGCUGGAGAACAGCGUCUUGUCAGAUCAUGAAUUGCGUCGGAGACGAGAAGAUCAGGCUGCUAAGAGGAAAAAGGAAAACGAAGAGGAAGAAGGCAAUCCGGAUGCAGAGACAGAAACUGCUCUAGAUCUGGAGGACAAAUGGGACGCGGAGCUGAAGGCUUUCACCGCUGCGUCAAGACGGACAGCGGCAGACGAGAGUGGAGACAGAAGGUCUCUGGACAGGUGUCUGGACUCCAGUUUGUAUCUUCUGGUCAAGCAGAACAUCGGGGGCAAGGACCACUGGGUGUUGCCUCAGGCGGAGUGGGAACAAGGGGAGACUAUGAAACAGACUGCCGAGAGGGCGCUGACUUCUGUGUGUGGAGACGUGAAAGCUUCCUUCCUGGGCGGGGCACCCAGUGCCGUGGCCAAGUUUGACCUGCCUGACCCUCAGGAGGAGAAAGGGGUCAAGCUGUUUUUCUACAAAGCCUGGUACAGAGAAGGCGACGUGACGCCUAACACAGAUGUUGCCUCCGAUUACGUGUGGGUCACCAAGAAAGAAUUGUCGCAGUAUUGUCAUCGUGGUUACAAAAAACAGUUGAAGAAAUUUCUGUUGUAGUAGCGUUUGGUUUGGCUAUUUAUGUUGUGAUUCUGUGUGUAAGUGCUGUGUGUGUUUCCUGGAUAACUGUGAUAGGUUGAAAGAAUGGAUGCUUUCUCGCUGAUUUAUGGUUGAAAUGAAUGGUGAAAUAUUAGUUUUCAUGAAAUAAAUUGUUUUCAGUUUUUAGCUGCAUAUUCUA
Molecule: messenger RNA, 1308 nt
Organism: Aplysia californica (California sea hare)
Lineage: Eukaryota; Metazoa; Mollusca; Gastropoda; Aplysiida; Aplysiidae
Product: 39S ribosomal protein L46, mitochondrial
Exons: 5
Coding region: 303-1130 (275 amino acids)
Cellular component (GO): mitochondrial large ribosomal subunit
Molecular function (GO): structural constituent of ribosome
Source: RefSeq, a predicted model, not a curated record